AUGGAUGUCAUCGGCUCUCAAUCAUGUUCGAGGCCUUUCGGGGGUACCCUCUUUAAGAGCCGCGCAAAGGCGUCGCUACCCAUGUCGCCAGCUGAAAUACUAUCGCUAAAGUCAGAACUUUUGUUUCAGAGCUUAUACAGUGACACAUGCCCCCCUAGAUAUCACUGCAAUGAUCUGCUGCAACAGAACCCACGAGGCAUUCGAGGUUCAUUCCACUCCGGACCUUUCCAAGCUUUCAGAUCACGAGUAGCACAGAUUGAGUUUGAGAGGCAGGAGAAACAUCAUGCUGAGUCACUCAAGUCGUCUGUGUACCCGGCACAAGAUCCGCAAGAUCUAGGAAACGCGCAUGCCUACAACAGACGAAACCCUAUCCGAAAAUGCCGUAAAAAAUCGACUCCAUCCGUUUACCUUGCCGAAUCUCUUCAAAGAGCAGGAUAUGCACUUGGGGCUAGCAGAUUCUCACGACGAGCUGCAUUUACAGGCCCUGUCAUUCCGGGAACAGUGUCUCGAACGCACCCAAACCCUAGACCACGUUUACAAAAAAUACUAGGGGAAUACAUUCAGUUGGUGGAACCGCUGGUACAGGACAAUAUCAAACGUGGCAAUCGAAAUGCUCUAGACAUUGCCAUCAGGGGCGUAUUCCGAGAGAGCAAUUACCGAUACCUGAGAAGCCGAGGCCACGACGCCAAAGAUGUGGCUGCAUGGGCUUGGGUUUUGACGAGCCGUGACCUUCUACGUGCAGCUUCUCGAAUACUUAUUCUUGAAGCUGAUUGCAAAACCCAGACUGCUUGCGCAGAAGGUCCCAGAGUCCCGUCCUUCAUAACAUUAUUCUUGUUAAGAAAGCCACGCUUGGAACCAUAUGUCCUUCGACUGCUAUUGAUUCAUUCUUUGCACCUCAUGAGCGGCGAACCACUGCCGACUAUAAACGACCUCGAAAUUUUGGAAAGGAAUACGCCUUUGGUGGGACUUGCAAAAACCCAUUCUAGAUUAACCAAACUUGACUCAAGUACAUGUACGAGGCUUGUUUUCCGCUUGAUUCGACAUGCUCGACUGGUCUGGCCAGAAGCGCUCCCUGCCAUCGCACGUGAAUUUUCUCGCUUUUUGACGAGAUCUUAUUUGAACGAGCCUCAGAAAAGAAUUUCGGACCCGGUCAAAACACGCACUUUCAACAAGUGUCUCUGGGCGCUCUCGCUACCGGCAAAAGUCCAUCCAUUCCGAUCAGCCUUCAUACAACAACAGGCUCAAUUUGAGCUUCUAAGGGCCAUGGCCACUCAUAAGCCUGUAAUCCCCGUGACACGGAUGGGCUACCGAGCUGUAGCCGCAGUCCAGCUGGCUCAAAAGAAAACGAUUGAUGAGCGGCAGUCCGCUGAAUUAAAGGCCCCCUCAUGGCCCCCUUGGAAAGAGGAAAAACUUGGUAUCGAUGCUCAACGAGGCAACGAGGGCCGCUACAGUCGCGCAAUGAAUGUGUUGUCCCAGAUGAAAGAAGCUGGUUAUUCUCAUAGACUUUGGGAAGACGCAACUGCCAUCCUAGCAGGCUGGGAUACUGAUGGUAGUCCCACGGUGCAAACAAGAGCUCUAGCCCUUCGAAACCGUCGUUCUUUGUCGUUGGCUCUCCAUGACUAUACUGGUAAUCACCAAGUGCUGUGGACUGUGCGAAUCCGUGCUACUAGGACCCUGCGUGAGGCCUGGGCUUGCUUUUUGUCUUAUCAAGACCACGGCUUACCUCCGACCGCUUCCAUUUAUGCUGCAAUGGCCGAAAAAUUGAUCUUUCAUCAAAAUGCGGUUCGUAGCAAAACUGAUCUGACUGAUCACUCUGCUUUACCAGGUGAUGGGCGAGAGGUCUACCCCGAACCGGCUUCUGCUCGAGACAUCAUCUAUGUGCGCAAAGAGCCACCGACUUUGAACGAUUUCCUGGACGAGAUGGUCUCGCAGGGAUUCCGCGCCUCUGAAAAACUCCUCGCGUUACUUCUUCAAUCUGCUCAAGAUUUCUCCUCAGGAAUAGAUUAUCUACAAUGUAGCGUCCUCAGAAGUGAUCAGAUUCUGGCACUGUGUACCGUGUGGCAUCAGUCGACAGAUUACCAGAAGCAUCAUCUCAAGGCACUCGAGUCGCUAUCGGACAUUUUAUUCGGUUCAUUUGUUCAAUUUUUAUGUCGAUACUGGGGGACAACAGUUACCUCAUUCGCGGCGAACGUUUUCAUACCCGACCAACCGUCUGAAGAGUCAGUGAUCAAACACCAAGCCAAUUCACCCGUUGCAAAUCUUGCAGAAUACCGUGCAAUUCUUACAGAAAACUUGGAGUGGGAUGAUAACAUGGAGUUGGAUACGGAUCCUGAUUACCCACUGACCCUUCGACAUGCUAUUCAACUGGUCAGAGCACGGCAACCACCUUGUGGCUUAGCCUGGCAUAACCUUCUUUCUGCCCUUACUCGUCAGGAUAAUGUACGACGAGCGGGUGAUAGGAGUCUUCUUGCCAUAUUGGCAUGGCACGGGACGUUAUCAUUGUUGAACUGGAUGCGAAUUCACAAUAUUGAAAUUGGGCCUGACGACUUUCAAGCUUUGUGUGUGACAUUCUACAGAGCUGUUGAUGCUGGCAUCAAACAUCCUCAAAAGGUGAAGAAGGCUUUCAAGUACUUGACCAGCCAUUCAAAUAUCGAGGACCGAGAAGAAACUUCGUUCGAUUUUUUGAUCCAGAAUGGACUGUCGGUUCUCAAGUCUCAUUUUGACCAGCUGGUCCUUACUUCGACGAAAACAUCCAGUAUAGCAGAAAGAAGCAUCUUUGAGUUAGAGAACAAGACCAAAUCAUCACUUGGUAUGCCGUCUCUGCUACAUGUUCCAUCAUACGCCACGAUUCACAGUUAUGUGCGGGCCAUGGGAAUUGUAGGAGAUGAUGAUGGCCUGUUACAUUUGUUAAGGUGGAUGAGUCAAUCAGCUGAUUUGCUGAAUGAGCUUGCUGGGGACCGUCUGAAUGGCCAACGAAUGAUCCGCCAGACCCUAGUGGCGAUCCGGCUGCACCUGGAGAAGCUACACCCGCAGUAUACCACUAGCGAUCAGAUACUAGUAGCAUCGGACUACAAAGUGCAGGAGGCAUACGACAUUGUCAGCCGGACAGUGGGUUGGGAGUGGCCCAGUAAUGUGGACAUCCAGGAAUAUUGUACAAUACUGUAA
Messenger RNA from Penicillium verhagenii, 3165 nucleotides. RefSeq lists its product as uncharacterized. The transcript has 2 exons. Bases 1 to 3165 code for a protein of 1054 amino acids. Lineage: Eukaryota; Fungi; Ascomycota; Eurotiomycetes; Eurotiales; Aspergillaceae. The record is from RefSeq and is a predicted model, not a curated record.